CUGUCACUAAAGCAAAAUUCAGACUCUAAUGUCCCUUGCUGCUAUCCGUCCGUACAGUAACGCAUACCCAGUACAAGAAAUGGCCGAAGCCCCUCCACGGCCCAACCGGUUUUUUUGUCACCGGUGUUCAGCAGAGAUUUCGCCCCGUUUACCGGACUACACAUGCCCGCGCUGUGAGUCGGGUUUCAUUGAGGAACUGCCUGAAGAAACAAGCAGUUCUGAAAAUGGGUCUGCAUCCACGUCCUCUGCCAACGAUCAAAAUCGCUCCAGCUUUGAGAAUAUGGAUCACCAUCAUUUAUUCACAUUUCCCUCGGGGUAUGGCCCAUUCGCCCUUGGGAUUUUUGACGAAAACUUUGACCUUCGAUCGAGAUUAUCCACAGAGGACAACCGGGAGGCAGAGAACAGGCGAGAAAGGGAAAUGGCUUCACGCCAGCGAUACAGUGCGAGGCAGCCACGGGGUCGACAUGUGCCACGUCGACAGGGUUCGCGCCACGAAGGAGUGCCAACUUUAGAGGGAAUCAUCCAGCAGCUAGUUAAUGGAAUCAUAGCACCAACAGCCAUGCCAAACAUCGGGAUGGGACCAUGGGGAAUGCUACAUUCCAGUCCAAUGGACUAUGCCUGGGGAGCUAAUGGGCUGGAUGCUAUCAUUACACAGUUAUUAAACCAGUUUGAAAACACUGGUCCGCCACCAGCUGACAGAGAAAGAAUAAAGAGUUUACCAACCAUUUCCAUUACACAAGAACACGUCAGUGCCGGCUUAGAGUGUCCUGUCUGCAAAGAAGACUACAGUGUUGAUGAGAGCGUUAGGCAACUACCGUGCAAUCAUUUGUUUCACAAUGAUUGUAUAGUACCAUGGCUGGAGCAGCACGACACAUGUCCCGUGUGCAGGAAGAGUCUUAGUGGACAGAACACUGCCACAGACCCGCCGGUGUUAUCAGGAAUCAACUUCUCUCCACCUUCCUCCUCCUCCUCUUCCUCUCCAAGCUCACCUAGCAAUGACAAUGCAGCCAGCAACUCCUAGGUUUUUUUUCCCCCCACUUCCCUCCUUCACAUCUGACGGUACUGCACCCCGCUGAGACUCACCAGCUCCUCUCUGCAGCUGAGACCACAACAGUUUUAUGUCUCAAUUCUGGGGGGACAAGAACUUUGACUUUUAGUUUUCAUUCCUCCCCUCUGUGCCGAAUGAACGCUGGGUCCAAACACCUGCUGCUAUUGUUACUGAGUGCAUGAGGAGUGAAAGAGGAAUGUGAAAUAUAUAUUUAAGGUGGGACUGUGACCAGAUCAGAAGCAGGAUAGAACCAGAGUGAACUGCUUUUUGGUAAAAAAAAAUGUCCUCAUGAGUUUGAACACAUUUUAGAUAAAAAAAAAAAAACAAAAUGCUCUUUUUAAAAAAAAUAACAUUGCCUGUGGUGGUGGACUCUUUAGAUUCUUAGAUUGAAAUUUUUAAAAAAAUUGUCAGCCAAUAGCAUCUUAUUGAAUUCAAGCAAAAAACCUCUUAGGGAAAAAUAAGGCCGUGUGUUUGAUUUUAAUUUAUUUGCUUCUUUAUUUUGCACAAGAUUCUGUCAGGGUGAGAAUGUAAAUCUGGAUUAACUACUUUACAAAAUCGAGCAGCAUGUUUUUUCCAUGAAACAAAUAGUUUUCCCCUUUUUUUCCCCCAUACAUUCCAUUUGAUUUGAGCUCACUCGUGUAUUUGCUCUAUCUUGAUGGUAGGAAUGGUUGCAGCUUAGCAGCGGACGCAAUUUUUAUUUUUGUAGUGGAAAAAAUAAGUUACAAACUUUUGCGUUCACUGAAACACAACUUAAGCAUUGUAAGUUAUUAAGAAAAGGAAUGGGAUCAUUUUACCUCUAUUGAACUGGCCAAAUGAAUUUCACAAAAUAAGUGUUAUUUUAUUUGCUGAAUUUUUUUACAGUCACAAUAAAAUGCUGAAAACAA
Girardinichthys multiradiatus is the source of this 1932-nucleotide messenger RNA. It is a transcript of the gene rnf126, whose product is annotated as ring finger protein 126. The coding region runs from base 29 to 1021 and encodes 330 amino acids. The record is from RefSeq and is a predicted model, not a curated record. Lineage: Eukaryota; Metazoa; Chordata; Actinopteri; Cyprinodontiformes; Goodeidae. Gene Ontology annotation, biological process: protein ubiquitination. Gene Ontology annotation, molecular function: ubiquitin protein ligase activity. The transcript is spliced from 9 exons. Gene Ontology annotation, cellular component: cytoplasm.